Molecule: messenger RNA, 4505 nt
Organism: Haliotis rubra (blacklip abalone)
Lineage: Eukaryota; Metazoa; Mollusca; Gastropoda; Lepetellida; Haliotidae
Product: tubulin polyglutamylase TTLL7-like
Biological process (GO): microtubule cytoskeleton organization; protein polyglutamylation
Cellular component (GO): cilium
Molecular function (GO): tubulin-glutamic acid ligase activity; tubulin binding
Source: RefSeq, a predicted model, not a curated record
ACAAAGAUGGCGUUUUUGGCCUCCGACACGUACAGAUUUAUCAAGUAAAACAUAAGCAGUGCGAAGCUAUCUUUAACAUAUUUACCGUUUUGAACUGGGGAUUUCAACUAACUGUUUCUGUACUGAGGAAAAAGACUGUUACGGAUGUACGUCAUGGCGACAUGAUUCAUCGACCAGCCUCAUUCUGGUAAUGUUCACGAUGUGACACCUCCACUGUUGUUGUUGACGUUGGUGACGGUGGGUGGACACAGUUUAAACGGAAGGGUAAAGGUGAAGGUCAUGUCGGGGAUGCGCCCCAGUAUAUCCAUGUCUUCAUUGUCUUCAAUGGAUAGAGGAGAUAUUGGGAUUUCCUCCGUUCCACCUCACAUGCGGAGAAACAGUGGAUUGCCCAACCAGCAGUAUGAUCGAGAUGACGGGAACAUUGACCUCUACCCCAACAAUGGUAACCGUGGUGACCGUGCUGAUCGAGGAGGAGGGAGUGGAAAUGCAUCAAAGAAAAAGCGGAAGAAACGCCACCUGGUGACUGCGAAUCUCUCCGGAACCAGAUAUGAAGUUGUGCGGCAGAUGGUGGAAAAACUGGGUUACACGGCAUCGCGAGACGAUGAUCCUCUCAGCUACAUCUUGUGGAAUGACAGCUUUGUGUCUACGGAGCGAGUUUCUGAGCUGAAGCCAUACCAGAAGCUGAACCAUUUCCCUGGGAUGGGGGAAGUGACGAGGAAAGACGCGCUCGCCAGGAACUUCCUCAAAAUUCAGAAAUCUUUUCCUGAAGAUUACAACUUUGUGCCCAAAACAUGGAUUCUACCAACAGAUUACAGUACAUUACAGAACUACGCCAAGGAACUGAAAUCAAAGAAAAAACUGAAAACAUUUAUAGUAAAACCUUCCAAUGGUGCACAAGGGCACGGUAUCUGUCUGUAUCGAAAUGCAGAGAAGAUUCCCCCAACUGAGCACUUCAUCGUCCAGGAGUAUAUUGACAAGCCCUUGCUCCUGGACGGCUACAAGUUUGACCUGCGUGUCUACGUCCUUGUCACGUCAUGUGACCCACUCCGCAUCUUUCUCUUCAAUGAUGGACUUGUCCGUCUCGGCACUGAGAAAUACCUGCCGCCACAUGAAAGUAACAUGAACCACCUCUACAUGCAUCUCACCAACUACUCCGUCAACAAACACAACGAGUUCUACGACAAAAGUGCCUCUGUGGACACUGGGAGUAAACGCUCGAUACGCUACUUCAAUGACUUCCUCCGACGUAACGACAUCGAUGUAGCGUUGUUGUGGCGCAACAUCUCCGACAUGAUUGUCAAGACAAUGUUAGUUGCCCAGCCUCAUGUGUUACACUCGUACCGCAUGUGUCGGCCAGGAGCUGGGACUGGCAGUGACAGUGUGUGCUUCGAGAUUCUAGGAUUCGACAUCAUGAUUGACAGGAAGCUGAGACCUUGGUUGCUGGAGAUAAAUCGUUCUCCCAGUUUUGGUACAGAUGAGAAAAUAGACUACGACAUCAAGUCGGGACUUGUUGAAGACACCCUGAGGCUGCUGAAUAUCAAAUCGAGUGACAAACGUCGGAACAUUGCUGCCCAGAAAGCGGAGGCCAGGAAACGACUGUUCCGGUCGACGAAGAAGGUUGAAGUUGAUGUCACAGACCUUGAGAAGAAACGCCAAACGAUCGAGCGGAGGAAAGAGGAACUGAAGGAGCUGUUGUCCCGCAUCAGGAGGGCAGCAGCAAGAGAGGAGUACGAGAACCGCAACUGUGGCAGGUUCCGCCGCAUCUUCCCGUCUGACGACCGGGCGCGGCAGGAGAAGUACUGCAGCCUGCUGUCUUCGUGCUUCACCGUGUUCCUGGCAGGUCGGGGCACCUCCAUGCAGAGGGAGAUCCAGACGACGUACAACAACAAGUUCAGGGAGGAGGAGAUCAUGGACAUGCUGGCUGAGUGUGAGGCAGAUGAGAAGGAGGGGCGUGUCUUCACCAACCCCGGGUCAUCGCGCCCUAGAGGACCCAAGCCACUCCAGAGUAUGCCAGAGAGUGUUCAAGCCCCCCCUGAGGAUCUAGAUGAUGAUGAUGAAGAUGAGCUAAGUGACAGUGCCUCACCCCCAAGUUCAACUGUUCUCCGACGCCGCGGCGAGCACACACCACCACGACCCUCUUCCCGUCCAGACAGCGUCCAGAGCAACCACAGCUCACGGCCAACGUCAGGGGUUCUACGCAUGACCCAGCGCCCCACCAGCAACACCUCACUCCCCGGGGCCCAGCAGCGCUCCAAGUCCUUGUCCAGGGCGGCAACCUCCAACAAACUGACCGUCCAUGCAGAGGAAUGGCCUUGUAAGUACAUUUACGCCAUCUUGCAGAGGAACGGCAUUGAUGACAACUUCCUGUCGUCGAUGGUGAAGGAACGGGAGGACGAGCUGACGAAGAAGACGCUGUCAUCUCUCAAUGAGAUGCGGAUCAAGUUCCCUGGCAAGACCGACCUUGAAGCUGACACGCUGCUAGACAAGCUGAAUGAGAACUGGAAGUUCCACAAGCCUCGGAUAGCGUCCUACUGGCUGGUCAAGCUUGACUCCAUCAAGAGGAGGAAGGUCACUGACAUUGUGAGGUCAAAUGUCAAGGCUGUAUUACAGAGGAUCUGGCGAUGUUCCGAUGUAGACAACUUGCGUCUGUAUCGUAUCUUCAGCCGGGUGUUUAAUCGUCUGUUGUGGAGUCAUGGCCAGGGGCUGUGGAACUGCUUCUCUUCUUCUGGCAAUUCGUGGGAAACAAUAUUCAACAAGAGUUCAGAGAACAUCAGUGAGGCAGAGUUGAACUGUUGCCGGCGGAUCGUUCAGCUGUGUCGGGACUGUCUCCUAAUCGUCUACCAGUUCGCUGCUGAGGCAAAAGCAACAACACAGACAGUGCCCUCUAGUGAGAGUGAGGAGCCGGCCACAGUGUCACAGCCUACAAGCAAUGGGUUUAUCGCCAGUCAGGAUGUGAGGCCACCAGCCACCUGGAACCCACACACCUUCAGUCAGCGUUACUCCAAGCUCUACAACAGGGCCGAGGGCAUGGGGUCGUGACAUCCCCACCUGGGAUCAUGUGAUGUCUGAGGCCCGACGUAGCCACGUAGAUGUAGCCGUCCAGAUGUAACAUUGUAGUCUGUAGCACCAUGUACCCCAGCUCAUCAUCACAACUGACUGGUAUACUACUGGACUACUGCUGGCAUCUACAUGGGACACAAGUAGUCAGCUGAUUGUGUUUCUGAUUUAGUUUUACUUACUCUUUCUAGCUCCAGACACGUAUGUUGUCCUGAGGUACACAUUACAACAAUUUUAGUCGUCAAACUAUAAGUGGGGAUCUUUAUUUUUGUUUUGGCUAAUUUUGGACAUUGUAACUUGCUCAUUCUUGCACCCAGAACACAUGUAGAAUUGUUCAGCUGGAACGCUGAAAUGUAUUGAAACAUAUACAAGUGUUUUGUAAUUAGUCGCCAACUUGUAUAUUGUCCUAUACGAAGAGCCAGCUUGUAUGUUGUUUCAUACAAGGAGCCAGCUAGUAUGUUUUAUAUGAGGAGCCAGCUUGUAUGUUGUUUUAUACGAUGCUUGUAUGGCUUUAUACAACUUGUAUAUUGUUUUAUACGAGGCGCCAACUUGUAUAUUGUUUUAUACGAGGGCAGCCAGCUUGUUUGUUCUUUUAUAUGAGGAGCCAACUUGUAUAUUGUUUCAUCCAAGGAGCCAACUUGUAUAUUGUUUCAUGCAAGGAGCCAGCUUGUAUAUUGUCUGCUCUGAUAGUGCUUGAUUCUAACCAUGUACAAGACAGCAUUACUGACAUUUAUGAAAUCCCUUUACUCCUGAAAGUAUUAGGUAGCAUGAGUAUGCUUUGUGUAAAUAUAUAAAUAUAUAUAUAUAUAUAUAUAUCUUCCUGUAAUAAUGUCUGAAGUAGGUAGCUGUUUCUGAUUACUUUGUACAUUAAACACUACUAAUCUUGAUACCUGUAUAGUGUCUAGUCACAUGUACUGAUCUUGUCACCACAAUUGUUGUAGUACUAGACAGACAUCUUGUGACCUUCACGUGCACCUGGAGGUGAACUGAGUCAGUGUAGGAACCUGGUGUACUGUAUCACUGUAUCAAGUUUCCACUUCUAGAAAAUACUACAUGACAUUUAAAGGCACAAUGUCACACCACAUUUCUCUAAAAAUACACAAAUGCAUUUCUCUCAAUAAUACUAUCAGGGCCUCAGGGAAGCUACCAUAUAAUGUAUUCUCCCCAAAAAUUAUGUAUUUAUAUUACAAUAUUAAAUACUAGUAAGAGAGUUUGGAUGAAUUAAUGUAACGUUGCAUUAAAUUGACUCUCGUGCCCAAUACCGACCGAACAUUAUUUCUGGUUGGAAGCAGUUCGCCUCGAAGUUUCAAUUAUUGAUUUCAGGCAAGUUGAAAGGGAUAAUAAGUGUUAUUUUGCAUCAACAGGACUGACUGAGUUAAGUUUUACACCGCUUUUAGCAAUAUUCCAGCAAUAUCACGGUGGGGGACACCAGAAAUGGGCUUAACACA